UCUCAGUCUUUUUCUCUGUGUUACGAUGCGAGUGUGCGGACGGGGGUCGCGGUCGCGCGUUGCCAUCUUCCUGCUCGCGCUCGCGCUCAUUGCAGUCGCGUCGUUCACGCUGCCAUCACUGCGCGAUGACGCCGAGACUGGUCCCCGCGGCGCUCUCCCGGACGCCGUCCCAGCGCCAGCCGACAAGCAGGCGCGAGUGCCGCACGAGAGGAAACCAAUGACAAGAAACCACUUGAGACAAGUGGAAGUCAACCGCGCAAAUGCAAACCAACCACCAGUCCCGGUGAAGCGCCAGCCAGUCCUGCAGGAAGAAGAGCACGAAGAGCUCCGACAACCCGAGCCUGAACUGCUCAGAAAACCAAUCAUCGCUCACAAGCCAAUGCAAUCCGUUUCAAAUGAUGGCUGUGCGUUUAUCGCGCCCUCCACAGCAGACCAUGAGAUGCGAGACUUCAUCGAGUCCAUGCCAUUUGACAAUCUCGACGGCGGUGUUUGGAAGCAAGGCUGGGAUGUGCAGUAUGCUGCUUCGGAAGUCCAGACCCGCAAGCUGGACAUUUACGUCGUUCCUCACUCGCACAAUGACCCCGGUUGGAUUAAAACGUUCGAUGCCUACUACUCUCAGCAAACAAAGUCCAUCCUGGAUACUGUCGUGAACAUGCUGUCGCAGAACUCAAAGCGAAAGUUCAUCUGGGCGGAAAUGUCGUACUUGCAACGAUGGUGGGACGAGCAGACUUCUGAUCGCCGAGAGUUGACACGCCGACUGGUCGACAACGGACAACUGGAAAUCGUCACUGGCGGCUGGGUCAUGAGUGACGAAGCAAACGCGUAUUACUAUGCCAUGAUCGACCAGCUGAUCGAAGGCCACGAGUGGCUCGCCUCCACGCUCGGCGUCACUCCAAAGUCUGGCUGGUCCAUCGACCCGUUCGGCCAGUCCUCGGCCAUGCCGUACUUUUUGCGCCGCACUGGCUUUGAGUCAAUGCUCAUCCAGCGCACGCACUAUUCUGUGAAAAAGUACCUAGCGCGCAACCGAGGCUUGGAGUUUAUGUGGCGCCAAGAGUGGGAUGCGGAGGGCACCACUGAUAUCCUGACGCACAUGAUGCCAUUCUACAGCUACGACAUUCCCCACACCUGUGGACCCGAGCCGGCCGUGUGCUGCCAGUUCGAUUUUGCCCGCCUGCCCGGUCAGCGAUUCUCCUGCCCGUGGAACAUUCCGCCGCAAGUCAUCUCCACGGGCAACGUGAAGCAACGUGCGCAGAUGCUCGUCGACCAGUACCGCAAGAAGGCGCAGCUCUACAAGUCCGACGUCGUGUUUGUCCCGCUCGGUGACGACUUUCGAUGGCAGGGCGACCAGGAGGCGCUUGCGCAGUACGAAAACUAUGAGCGACUCUUCAAAGAGCUGAACGGCGACAGCAAGUACAACGUCCGCAUCCAGUGGGGCACUCUGAGUGACUACUUUGGCGCUCUUCGCGAAUCCCUCGGCACGGCCGGCUCUGCAGCCCCGCCCAGCGAAUUUGCACUCGCUGCGUACGGUCAGCCUCACCAGUAUGCCACGCCGACCGGCAUCCAAUCCAUGACGGGUGACUUUUUCACCUACGCCGAUCGCGACGACCACUACUGGUCGGGCUACUUUACGACGCGCGCCUUCUACAAGCGCGCCGACCGCGUGCUCGAGUACACACUGCGCUCUGCUGAAAUCAUGCUGUCCGUGGCACGUGCGGAGGCGCUGACGCUCGGCGUUUCUAUUGCGCCCUUCCUGCAGACCAUGUAUCCGGCCGUUGUGACGGCGCGUCGCAAUCUCGGUCUUUACCAGCACCACGAUGGUGUCACGGGCACUGCGAAAGAUGAAGUCGUGAUCGACUAUGGUGCACGAAUGCACUCGUCGAUCGGUGUCAUGCAGACGCUCAUGCGCGACCUUUCCGAGUUUUUGCUGGCGACUGACAAGCACGCUGCUGCGGCACUCCUGGCGUCAGGUCCCCGCCGAUCUCUCAACGAUGCAGCCCUGUCCAACCAGGCGAACGACCACCUUGUGUUGCAUCUCGGAGAGUCAGCGGCCGUCCACAACGCACUCCCGACCCAAGAGGUGCUCAAAACACGCCCAGCCAGCGCCAGCUGGAGCGCCGGUGCGGCAGAACCCACAAGGAAUGCCAAUGCACGCGCCGUCGUCUUGUACAACUCGCUUGGCCAGUCUCGCGCGCAAACAAUCAUUCUGACGGUGGCCACAUCCACCUCCUCGAGCAAUGGUGGUGUGCGUGGCACGCACGCGCCGAUCUGCGUGACUGACUCUGACGGUACCUCCGUGCUCGCUCAGACUGGACCGCUCUUUGACAGGAAUGGCGAAAUCGUGCCAUCCACCUUCUCGCUCGCGUUUGAGGCGCAAAUCCCCGCUGUCGGAUUGGCCACGUACUUUGUCCACGAGGUCGCCUCGGACGACACGCGCUGCACGCGUGCCGAGCCAGCGACUGUGCAGCUCUUCAACGCGCUGCAACUCGGAUCCAAUCCGGUCACCCAAGACCACGGUGCGUUCAAGGUCACGCAGCUCAGCUCUGGCCCCUCGAGCGGCAUUGUUUUGGAAAACUCUGAACUGCGCGUGACCAUCGAGCCCGCCGACGGCAUGAUCCAAAAGGCUGUGCACAAGAACUCUGGCAAGGAGGUCUUGUUGAAUGAAAACUACCUCAAGUACUCGACCUACCGAAGCGGCGCCUACUUGUUCCUGCCCAACGGCCCGGCAGCUUCCUUUGUGAGCCAGCAACGGCCGAGCAUUCGCACAAUCACGGGCCCGCUGCUCCACGAAGCCCACGUUGUCGUGCCGACAGGUCGCCUGACGCGUGUCGCUCGCCUCUAUUUGGCGCCGUCCCUCCCUCAUGCUGUCGAGCGGUCUGUCAUCGAAACUCGCAUCGUCCUGGAUAUCACUGCAGACAACAACAAGGAGACGAUUGUCCGCUUCUCAACGUCCGUGCGCAACGGUCCGAUCUUUUUCACCGACCUCAACGGCUUCCAGAUGAUUCGCCGAAAGACGCAGAGCAAGCUGCCUCUGCAAGGCAACUACUACCCGAUGCCGUCUCUGGCCUUCUUGGAAGACGAGAGCAUUCGCUUCUCUGUUCACUCGCGCCAGGCAUUGGGCUGCGCCAGCCUCAAGGAAGGCACGUUUGAGAUGAUGCUCGAUCGCCGACUCUCGCAGGACGACGAACGCGGUCUUGGACAAGGCAUCCACGACAACCACGAGAACGAGCUCUUGUUCCACUUGACGCUGGAGGAUUUCGAAUCGCCUCACGCGCGUGGCGAAAGCACGGGCGUCUACUUUGAGGCGCCCUCGCUCUUGUCGCAUUUGGCCCGCGAAGAGUUGAACGAGCCGCCGAUCGUGUUUUUGGCUGCACAUCUCGCUCCCAAGGAAGCCGCACGUCUAUCGUGGGCACCCUACUCAGCGCUCUCUUCGCCGCUGCCGUGCGAUGUUCAUUUGGUCAAUCUCCGCUCGCUCUCCAACCGCGAUCAAGUGGCGGCUGGCCUCAUUGUGCAGCGCCGUGGUCGGGACUGCUCCCUGCGACAGCCUGAUGCCGUUUUCGGGCUGUGCGGUGGUCAAGACCUUGGCAGCAUCACUCCCUACUCGCUUCUUGCCUUUGCCCAACCAAAGGAUGUGACGCAGCACACCCUGACGUUGAUGCACCCAAUUGGACAGGUUGCUCGUACCUCUCCUGUUGUCUUGAGUCCAAUGGAGCUGUAUUCCUAUGUCGUGACGUUUUAGUGUGGGUGUUUUUUUGGCGUGUGCAUGUUUUGGUUUCCGAGGUUGUUUGAACAUUAACGAAAAAAAAUACAAUGAUACAAAUGUA
Molecule: messenger RNA, 3821 nt
Organism: Capsaspora owczarzaki ATCC 30864
Lineage: Eukaryota; Filasterea; Ministeriida; Capsasporidae
Product: mannosidase 2
Exons: 7
Coding region: 26-3736 (1236 amino acids)
Biological process (GO): protein deglycosylation; N-glycan processing; mannose metabolic process
Cellular component (GO): Golgi membrane
Molecular function (GO): carbohydrate binding; alpha-mannosidase activity
Source: RefSeq, a predicted model, not a curated record